This is a messenger RNA of Scomber japonicus (chub mackerel), 2334 nucleotides long. It is a transcript of the gene pyroxd2, whose product is annotated as pyridine nucleotide-disulphide oxidoreductase domain 2. The transcript is spliced from 16 exons. NCBI's taxonomy places the organism in Eukaryota, Metazoa, Chordata, Actinopteri, Scombriformes, Scombridae. Bases 112 to 1854 code for a protein of 580 amino acids. The record is from RefSeq and is a predicted model, not a curated record. Gene Ontology annotation, molecular function: oxidoreductase activity.
AGUGGUGGAGGUCAUUCUUCGAUGUAGGAAACCCGGAUCUACUUUACGCGGCUCCAGGAGCAAAAUGGGAGGGACGUACUUCGAGGUGGGAUCUUGCCUCAAACUUCUGCCAUGGCUGCAAUGGUGUGGACUGAUCGGGGACGGAGGGCUGUGACUGCAGUCCGGACAGUGACCAGGUCCAGAUCCAGUUCCAAUCACACCGCUUUAAAAUCCCAGUAUGACGCGCUGGUCAUCGGUGGAGGGCACAAUGGACUGGUGGCAGCUGCCUAUCUUCAGAAGGGAGGAGUGAAGACAGCAGUGUUGGAGCGCAGACAUUUGCUGGGAGGAGCAGCUGUGUCAGAGGAGCUGUUCCCUGGUUUCCACUUCUCUAGGUGUUCCUACUUACUCAGUUUGUUACGACCCCAUAUAUACGCAGACUUGGAGCUCAAGAAACAUGGGCUAAAGGUGUAUAUGCGGGACCCCCAUGCUUUCACCCCCAUGUUGGAGGAGGGAGUGUGCGGUGCCCCACCAAGGUCUCUCACCCUGGGCGCAGAUCUCACCAUGAACCUGAAGGAGAUUAGCAAAUUUUCACAGAAGGAUGCAAAGGCUUAUCCAGGUUUUAUUGAACACCUUGACAAGCUAGCUGCAGCUAUCCACCCUCUUCUGGAUGCCCCUCCUGUAGACAUUCCAGGUGUCACUGCCGGAUCACUGAGGACGAGGCUGGCUGCAGCUAAAACACUUAUGCCAAUUGUCAAAUGUGGUCUGAAAUUGGGCAGAAACAUUCCAGACUUUUAUGAGAUUGUAACUGCACCAAUAAUGAAGAUCCUUAAUAGGUGGUUUGAGUCUGAGCCAUUGAGAGCAACAUUGGCUACUGACGCUGUGAUUGGAGCCAUGACCAGCCCCCAUAAUCCUGGUAGUGGGUAUGUGCUUUUGCACCAUGUGAUGGGAGAGUUGGAGAAGGAGAAGGGAGCAUGGGGUUAUGUGGAGGGAGGCAUGGGAGGCGUGUCCAAGGCUAUUGCUAGUGCUGCUCGAUCCUAUGGUGUAGACAUUUUCACUGAGAAGGAUGUAGGACAGGUCCUGGUUGGCGCUGAUGGUGCUGCUGGAGGAGUGGUGCUGAAAGACGGUACUGAGAUCCACAGUAAAGUUGUUCUUUCAAAUGCUACCCCAUACGUCACCUUCAAGAAGCUCAUGCCACAGGGUGCCCUUCCUCCAGAGUUCAUUAAAGCUAUUGAUCAGAUAGAUUACACCUCACCUGUCACCAAAAUCAACGUGGCCGUAGACAAGCUACCAAACUUCCUGGCAUCGCCCACACCAAAUGAUAAACCUGGACCACACCAUCAGUGCUCCAUUCAUCUCAACUGUGAAAGUGUAGACCUACUGGAGACUGCUUACAAAGAGGCCAUGAAUGGACGUCCUUCAGCAAGGCCCAUGCUCGAAAUGACUAUCCCCUCUGUGCUGGAUCCCACUCUAGCUCCCCCUGGCUGUCACGUGGUGUCACUGUUCACCCAAUUCACCCCCUACCACAUCAAGGGCAGGGAAUGGACAGACCAGGACAGAGAGGCCUACGCAGACACUGCAUUUGACUGGGUGGAGCAAUAUGCCCCGGGGUUCAAAAAGUCAGUGGUGGGCAGAGACAUCCUGACUCCGCCAGACCUGGAGAGGAUCUUUGGGCUCACUGGAGGGAAUAUCUUCCAUGGAUCAAUGUCAUUGGACCAACUCUACCUAGCACGACCUUUGCCUUCUCUCUCAGACUAUCGUUCACCAAUAAAAGGACUGUAUCUAUGUGGCAGUGGCUGCCAUCCAGGUGGUGGUGUGAUGGGGUCUCCCGGCUGGAACGCAGCACUUAUUGCCAUGGCUGACCUGAAACGUCGCUGAAAACUUAGAGCUCUCCUUUGUCUGAUUUAUUUGAAUUUGACUAUUUUGAAUGAUAACAUUCAACACCAACUCCAGCUAUCUGAUCAGCUGCACCAUAUCAUUUUGUGCAUCCUGUAUGUAAAGAUAUCUGAAGGGGAUACAUGUUGAUUAAUUAAUAAUACAGCUGACAUGAUGAAAGAGACAAUAAGAGAUUGAAUAAUAAUCCUAAUAGACCAUCCAUACCAAGAUCUAAUUGGUGUAAAAAGAAGAUAUCAUUCUUAAUACUAAACAUUAGCACAAUACUGCCACACUAAAGUCAGGUGUGACAUCAUGUAUAAAAUCAUCUAGCAGAAAAUCAGUAAUAUCAACACAACAAAGAUGCAUUUUUAAAAUAACCUAUACUUGUCACUAUGAAAUAAACAGCUGUAACUGACAGUGUAAUGAUGGAAAGCAUGCACAAUGCAACUUUUUUUACAACUUUGUGUGAAUAAAUUCAAAUGC